Molecule: messenger RNA, 965 nt
Organism: Ipomoea nil (Japanese morning glory)
Lineage: Eukaryota; Viridiplantae; Streptophyta; Magnoliopsida; Solanales; Convolvulaceae
Exons: 1
Coding region: 223-744 (173 amino acids)
Source: RefSeq, a predicted model, not a curated record
ACGAGCCGGCAGUGUCGGUGGGGACGGGAGACGGAUUAGUCAUCGACAACGCGCCCUCUGGAAUGAGUGCCACGCGUCAAUUGCAAUCAUAUCUAAGGAAGGGCAGUACUGGAAACAAAAAAAUUUCACUGUGACUAUGACGCCCAGCCUACAGUCUGCUCUUUUUCUACGGGGACGAUAACCGAUACUAGGGCACGAGAGAGAGAGAUCUAGAAUUCGAAUAUGGAUGCAACCGAGGAAGGAUUGCUAGAUAAAAUCCGGCCACCGAGGCUAGAAGACGCCGGCCUCGAAGAUUGUGCGCUGCCGCCGGAGUCCAUCAAAGAGGCAUUCCUCAAGGCCGCGAGCGCCGUGCGGUCUAUCAUUUCCACAUCGGACGACGAAGCCGAAGACAGUUGCGUGGACGAUCCGUGGCCGAGCACCGGAGAUUCAUCCGAUUCGCUCGUCGGAAUCACGGAGGGAGUCGACGGCGGCCCAGGCAGCUGCGUCACCGAGAAGCCAGGCGGUGGAGUUCCUGAAGUGGGCGGCGACGAGGUGGUUGUAGCCGGUGCAGGCGGAAACGAAGACAAAACGGAUGCGCUGGUGGCACCGGGUCUGCCCCGCGGCGGCGGAGCUUGCGUUGACGGAUUAGAAGGAUUGAAGAUCGGAGAGAAGGCGAAAAAUUCAAGCAAAAAACCGGCAAAUGCGGAUGAAGAUGAUGAUGAAAAGACUGAAAAACCAAUCAUAGUUGAAGGUGGUUAUGCAUAGUAAACCGUGUCAUUUCACCAUUAAAUUUGCACUAUAGUCUAGAGUUUAUUAAAUGCUUAAAUGUAGAUGUGACCUCCAUUCUUCCUCCUUUCAAUCUUCAUGCCCUACCAGCCCACCCUUGGAAUCUCAUAUUAAGAUAGUAGUUGUACAACUUGUCUUGUAAGUUGAGCUAAUCCAUUAAUGAUGUUGACUUUCUUCCAUAUCCAUUUCUAUAAUUCUAU